This is a messenger RNA of Gastrolobium bilobum, 1137 nucleotides long. Its product is annotated as serine hydroxymethyltransferase 7-like. Bases 22 to 768 code for a protein of 248 amino acids. Lineage: Eukaryota; Viridiplantae; Streptophyta; Magnoliopsida; Fabales; Fabaceae. Gene Ontology annotation, cellular component: cytoplasm. The transcript is spliced from 3 exons. Gene Ontology annotation, molecular function: zinc ion binding; serine binding; pyridoxal phosphate binding. The record is from RefSeq and is a predicted model, not a curated record. Gene Ontology annotation, biological process: folic acid metabolic process; tetrahydrofolate interconversion; L-serine catabolic process.
CUCCAUACAACCCAACCCCUUAUGUUCCGUAGUGAUUGCUCCUCCAAGCUCUCAAACAUGAAGAAGAAGAAGAAGAAGAAGAGGGAUAGCCUUAGAAGCGUUUAUUUGUCAAACAAGCCACUGGUGGCUGUUAAGGAAGUUGGUAUUCCAUUUGAUUACUGUGAUAUUGUUACCUCUACAACCCACAAAAGUCUCCGAGGUCCAGGGGGAGGCAUCAUCUUUUAUAGAAGAGGGACAAAACCCAGAAAGCAACGCAUGGUUCUAAACCGUGGAGAUGAUAGUACUUAUGAUUUUGAGGAAAAGACAAACUUUGCUUUAUAUCCAUCAUUACAAGGAGGUCCUCACAAUAAUCACAUUGCUGCUCUUGCCAUUGCCUUAAAACAAGUUAAAACUCCAGAGUACAAAGUAUACAUGCAACAGGUGAAGGAAAAUGCAAAUGCGUUAGCAUCUGCUUUGUUGAACAGAAAAUGCAGAUUAGGGACUGAUGAGACUGACAACCAUCUGUUGCUUUGGGUUCUGACUACACUCAGAUUAAUUGGUACUCCUGCAAUGGCAUCAAGAGGCUAUUCAGAAGAUGAUUUUGAGACGAUAGCUGAUUCUCUUUUUAGGGCAGCUCUGCUAACCUGCACUGUGCAGAGGGAACAUGCGAAAUCAUUGGAAGAUUUUCUCAGGAGUCUUCAGAAUAAUAAAGAUAUUAUUGAGCUCAGAGAUGGAGUUGAGACGUGUGCUUCCAGAGUUUGCAAUGCCAGGAUUCAGUAUUUGAUUUGAACUUCAAGAGUCAGCUGCCUCCAUACAUCCAUUACAUCAAUAUGAUACGUCUUGGCUUACCACAUUUUGCGUGGUAAUACAUUAGGUUUUGUUCCUAGCUCAUAUUUCCACAAAGUUAGCUCGUGUAAAUUAUACAUGCAAAUUGAAGUAAGAUCAUAUUGCCAUGGUCAUACAUCACGCUGAGUAACUGUCUGCUUAGUGCUGACAUUGAUAUUGUACAAAGAUUUACCUUCUCCCCAACCACAACUUUUUUCUUCGUUUAAGAAACUUGUUUAGGAUAAAGAUGAUAUUGAUGUUGAUGUUAUAAAGAAACUUUAGUAAUUACAUGACAAUGCUAUAACAGGAAGUACAUAGAGGUUUUACUUUUUA